AUGGGAAACACUUCGGACACCUCUGCCUCCUUCGUGUCCUCCGUCUCCAAAGAGCACGACAUCUUCAUGGGAGCCGUCUACAGCGUGUUCUGCAACAAGUUCUCGUCGUCUCACGCCUGCCUCCUGGUGGUUGCGGUGUGGUGCUACGCUUUUGUUUUUGCCCUGGGGCCCUUGGCAGAGUGGGGCCACUACAGCUCUGAACCUUAUGGCACGGCCUGCUGCAUCGACUGGCACGCGCCCAACCACGAGCUGGCGUCUCUGUCUUACAUCGUGUGCCUUUUCGUCUUCGGCUACGCUUUGCCCUGCACCAUCAUCUUUCUGUCGUACACUCUCAUUCUGCUGACGGUGCGGGGAUCGCGUCAGGCCGUUCAGCAGCAUGUGUCACCGCAGACCAAGACCGGCAACGCUCACGCCCUCAUUAUCAAGCUCUCUGUGUCCGUGUGCAUUGGGUUUCUAACCGCAUGGACGCCCUACGCUGUUGUGGCCAUGUGGGCUGCUUUCGGAGACGCGCUGCUUGUUCCUCCCACUGCCUUCGCUCUGGCCGCUCUCUUCGCCAAAUCCUCCACUAUCUACAACCCGCUGGUCUACCUGCUCUGCAAACCAAACUUUCGAAAGUGUUUAUGCAAGGACUCCACGUCAUUACGCCUAAGGAUUUCAGGGGGCAGCCCCCAGUUGGACCCGAGAAGCUAUUGGGGUUGUAACUUACCACGUACUACAGGGAGCGGUCAGGGCAAUCGCUCCUCAAAUGGACAGCAGCAGGAGUGCGGCGCGGUGGGAUGUCAUCAUGUGGACGUACCCCAAAGAACUGCCUGUAUCCUCGUGGGGCCCUCGUGCACAGAGGUGACACUGAACCAGGAUUCCACAGAAAUAUUGCAGGUUCAAGAGAAAAAGAGAAGUUUCAGCAGCGCAUGGAACCACCGGAGCAAAGUGACGUUAACGUCAGCGGUCACGCGCCCUCAACAGCUCGCUCCAAAAGGCGGGAGUCUUGAACAGGACGCCACCAUGAUGUUCUAUACUCAACUUUUUACCUCCAAGAAAGGCUCUUUGGCUAAAAUCUGGCUAGCUGCCCACUGGGAAAGGAAACUCACCAAGGCCCACAUCUUUGACUGUAAUUUAGAAAGCACUGUCAAAGAUAUAAUAUCUCCCAAGAUGAAAAUUGGUUUAAGGACCUCAGGCCAUCUGCUUCUUGGAGUUGUUAGAAUAUACUCCAGAAAAGCGAAGUACCUGCUCUCAGACUGCAGUGAUGCUUUGGUGAAAAUAAAAAUGGCAUUCAGGCCAGGUCAGACUGAUCUCCCGGUGGAAGGACUGGAGGCGACAGUGAAAGCCAUCACUUUGAUGGAAGAGUUUACAGACUUCGACAUACAGCUGCCAGACCCAAGUAAUAUCGACAUGGUGGACGCAUUCGCUCUCAAUCAAUGUCGAAAUGAGGAGAUUACUAUAAAAGAGGAUUUCGGCAACAGCUUUUUUAAUUUGACAGAUUUAGACACUCAAAGCACUCACCCUGGUCUGCUGGACAUGAGCCUCCGCAGCUUCAGUCAUCACGCGGACACGUUUGGGGAUGAAGAUGAAGGAUAUGAUAUACUCGACUUUCUCACUGACCAUGAGCAGGAGCGAGAACCACUCGUCUUAGAACUGACUGAUAAUGAAAAUAAAGUUACUUUGGCACUAGACAAUCUCCAAGAAAGUGAUGCAGAAGAUGCAAGAAAACCGGUGGUGUCCACAACAAACAUCACUCUUCUGUCAAACGAGGAGGAGGCCUUCGCUCUGGAGCCGGUUCCAAUCACACCAACAACUGAGAAAAGAAAGGGGUCAAGGAAACGUAAGCUGAUAGUCGACGGGGCGAAGGAACUGACAAACGAGGCCAUCAAAGACCAGCUGUCGGACUAUUCGGACCUGGUCGCUCCUCUGGACAUGGCCCCGCCCACUCGCAGCCUCACCAAGUGGAAGGAAAGUGGAGCAGCAGACACACUGUUGGCUCAGCCCUGCUCUGCUGUCAUCACCCCAGAAAUCAAUGAGGUUUUUGUUAAACACAUUUUUGAGAGAAAGCAUUACAUAACAAAGGAUACAGAGGCCCUUCGACAGGAUGGAGAGGAGGUUGACGGAGACGUGAGUUCACUUAACGUAGAGAGUUUCAGUGUGACAGAUUCAAUUGUUGAACCUGAGAUCACACACCACACAGAGCUGACGGAUCCCACCCUGAACAUUGAAGACCAGAGAGAGAACCAUGAAAUGGACAGGUCAGACUUCACUCACCCUGAGCUUCCUUCACAAGAUUCUCUGUUUGUCCAAAGGUCGCACAUGGAGCAGGAGUCCACACCUCUGCACACUCAGUCUAUGCUGGAUAGCCAGGACUUUGGGGAGAAGAGAAUAACCAGACGAGCUCAAAAGCUUCUUGGUGCUUUACAAGCUACUCAAGUGAGUGGAAACAGCGACUCGUUCUUCAGCCUGAAGGCACUUUGUGCAGGGAGUACCCGGCCCCGGGCUGCCACCACUUUCGUGUGUUUCCUAAUUUUGAAGAAAGAGCAAGCCCUGAACCUGCAGCAGAGCGCUCCCUAUGAGGACAUUCUCAUCACGCUUAACUGA
This is a messenger RNA of Knipowitschia caucasica, 2583 nucleotides long. The record is from the annotation of a GenBank genome assembly. NCBI's taxonomy places the organism in Eukaryota, Metazoa, Chordata, Actinopteri, Gobiiformes, Gobiidae.